Molecule: messenger RNA, 849 nt
Organism: Prosopis cineraria
Lineage: Eukaryota; Viridiplantae; Streptophyta; Magnoliopsida; Fabales; Fabaceae
Exons: 2
Coding region: 208-606 (132 amino acids)
Source: RefSeq, a predicted model, not a curated record
AGCUUCAACAACGUUCCUCAUCUCCUUCGUCUUUCAGUCAUCGCCGGCACGUCGUGGAGGAGCUCAGGCCGUCGUUGCUGGAGGUCUCUCUCCUAUGCACUAGAUCCUUCUUCCUCUGUUGUUCACGUUGCCAGAAUAUUCUCCCCCUGUUCCCUCCCUGUUUGGUGAUGUCUGCUCCUUCUUCAUCUCUUGGUUUGGUGAGUUGCCAUGGAUCCAGUUUUUCCCUUCAUUGUCAUUACGCAACCCAUACACCUGGAGCUAUCAUUGCGGCAUUUUGUCGUGGAAGAGAUGCUGUCAGUUUCUUUUUCCCUUCCUCUUCGAUUUGCAUCAACAGCACCAAACUCCUCCUCUUCCUUCUUCGUUGGUAUCACCUGCGAUUGUAACAAGGAAGUGAGAGAUCAAAGCUUCUUACCCCCACAAGCCACCAACAGCAUAAAAGAGGAAGGAGAAGAACAUGGUGAAGAACAGGGGAGGGAAAAAUUCUGUUUCCUACAUAUAGUUGUGAUGAAGGAAGGAAAAGAGGAGGCUGAUAGCAACCUCCAACAACAGCUACAAGACGCUCGUCCAUGCAUGUCCUCUCCAGCAACCUCCUCUUCUCACAAAUGACGCCGGUGAUGAUAGUAGGAAGGAAGUUUUGAUCUAUUACAGCAACUAGAGAGGAAAGAAAUAAGGAACCACAACGAACACUGUUAAGCAUGCCGGCGAGCUAAUCAAAAAUGGGAAGAGGGCGAGGAGGUCUUAAGAGAAAGGCUAAGUACUCUCACUUCGCUAGAAUGAUCGAGAGAAUGAGGAAGCAGAGGAUCAAAAUGAAUAAUGCCCUUGCGUAUAUGUCUGCUCUCAUUUAUUUAU